Molecule: messenger RNA, 1044 nt
Organism: Spodoptera littoralis (African cotton leafworm)
Lineage: Eukaryota; Metazoa; Arthropoda; Insecta; Lepidoptera; Noctuidae
Source: the annotation of a GenBank genome assembly
AUGAAUCAAAGCAUUCCAGAUUUUAUUCACAAGUUCCACUCGGUGACGGACAAGAGGUCACACAACAACGAGUGUGGAGAGAACAGCGUCACAAUAGUCACCGAAAAGAAGAUAGAAGAUGACUCCUCAGACUCAUCCAGUGGAGAGAAUGUUGAGAUUGAAGAUAAAUCACUCCCGCUAGUCCAGCCUGCGUUGGUAUCAUCCGAAGAAGGCCACGCAGCCCAAUGUUCCUGCCCAAACUGUGAUGAACUGAUCUCACGUUUCUCAGAGUGCAGUAUAUGCUUGGAACCUUUACAAUGCUGUGGACCCUGCGUAUGUCCCUGGUGUGGAGGUGUCUGGUGUGGAAGAUGUUCCCGGCGCAUGUCCAGGUGUGCCUGGUGCAGGGGAGCUCUCAGAUCGCCAGCACUACCCUGUCUGGCGCUGCAGCGACUCAUCAACGAAUUGAUGCUGCCGUGUCGGAACUAUAGACGCGGAUGUACAGAGCUCCUCACUGCUGUGACCAGAGUCAAGCAUGAAGAAGACUGCAAAUUCGACACCAUGGUCUGCCCCAUCACAGCCGGCUGCUGCACAGUUCCUUUCGAAGAACUCUCAUCACAUUUACAAAAGACCCACAACAUCAUCGCGGUCUACUCACAGAAGAUCAAGAUUCUCAUAGAAAACUUCCAAACAAAGCUGAAGAAGACAGCGUGCUGCCGAACAAAGUACAAGAUCAUACUGCUGCACCAAAAGAGCGCUUUCAUCAUCAAAGUAUGCAUCUACAACUACCACGUAAGAGUUGAAGUGAUGAGGAGGAAACUCGGAUACAUUGCUGAUGUAAAGUCAGAGACAAAGAAAAGCGAAUACUGCGCUUUAAUCGAAUUCCAAAGCAAAGCUCUUUGCACAAAAUCAGCUAUUCUCAUAGAAAACGAGGCUUAUGGUAAGAAAGCUGAAGUACAAUGGAACGACGUUGUAAUGAAAUCUGAUACCGAUGAAGCCAUCACAAUCCACGUAAAUAUCGGUAAAUCAGACGCUGAUCUAAUGAGGAAAGACUAUGCAGAAUCUUGA